Merops nubicus (carmine bee-eater) is the source of this 272-nucleotide messenger RNA. Its product is annotated as sex comb on midleg-like protein 4. The record is from RefSeq and is a predicted model, not a curated record. The transcript has 2 exons. The annotation marks the transcript as partial. Lineage: Eukaryota; Metazoa; Chordata; Aves; Coraciiformes; Meropidae. Gene Ontology annotation, molecular function: protein binding.
CCUCAAGUCCUUCCCCAGAACUACAAGACACGGCUCGGCCAUCAAGCAAGAAUCCUUUGACCUGGACGGUGGAUGAUGUGGUUUGGUUUGUGAAGGAUGCAGACCCUCAUGCUUUAGGUCCCCACGUGGAGAUCUUCAGAAAACACGAGAUCGAUGGCAAUGCUUUAUUGCUGCUGAAAAGUGACAUGAUCAUGAAAUACCUGGGGCUGAAACUGGGACCUGCGCUGAAACUGUGUUACCACAUUGAUAAGCUCAAGCAAGCCAAGUUCUAA